Molecule: messenger RNA, 2361 nt
Organism: Plasmopara halstedii
Lineage: Eukaryota; Oomycota; Peronosporomycetes; Peronosporales; Peronosporaceae
Product: aconitate mitochondrial
Exons: 2
Coding region: 1-2361 (786 amino acids)
Biological process (GO): tricarboxylic acid cycle
Cellular component (GO): mitochondrion; cytosol
Molecular function (GO): aconitate hydratase activity; 4 iron, 4 sulfur cluster binding
Source: RefSeq, a predicted model, not a curated record
AUGUACGCCGUGUCGAAACCUGUGCGCACUAUGCGUCAGUCAAUUAGCUUGACGGUUUUGAAGACCCGCAUGUCAUCUAGCUGCAGUGUGCCCGUGCCUCUGUCCGUACUUGACCCUAAGGGAAGUCCUACGAUUGAUCAAACCUAUGAGAAAAUUGAAAAGAAUCUUUUUACCGUGCGAAAGACCAACGGCAAUAAGCCGCUGACGCUAGCCGAGAAAAUCAUUUACGGCCAUUUGGACGAUGCUACAACGAAAGCAAAGCGUGGUGAAACAUAUCUGAAGCUUCGUCCUGACCGCGUUGCCAUGCAAGAUGCUACGGCCCAAAUGGCUGUACUGCAGUUUAUUUCUUCUGGUCUGCCCAAGACAGCCGUACCCACAACUAUCCAUUGUGAUCACUUAAUUACAGCUGAAAAAGGAUCAGACUCGGAUUUGAAUAACGCCAAGAUCAUCAACAAAGAAGUGUACGACUUUUUGUCGUCGGCUGGUGCUAAAUUUGGCAUGGGCUUUUGGAAGCCUGGCAGUGGCAUUAUUCAUCAGAUUGUGCUUGAAAAUUACGCAUUUCCUGGAGGUCUGAUGAUUGGAACAGACUCUCAUACCCCCAACGCGGGUGGUUUAGGAAUGUGCGCCGUUGGUGUGGGCGGUGCUGACGCUGUUGACGUAAUGGCCGGCAUGGCAUGGGAACUCAAGGCUCCUAAGGUUAUAGGUGUAAAUCUCACAGGCAAGCUGUCUGGCUGGACAUCGCCCAAAGACGUAAUUCUUAAGGUAGCCGACAUUUUGACUGUAAAGGGUGGAACUGGUGCAAUUGUCGAGUACUUUGGCCCUGGUGUCGAUUCAAUCUCAUGCACGGGGAUGGGUACAAUUUGUAAUAUGGGUGCGGAGAUUGGCGCUACAUGUUCUACGUUCCCUUACACAGAUCGCAUGGGUGACUACCUGCGUUCAACCAAGCGUAGCGGUAUUGCUUCAGCUGCUGAGUCUUUUCAGGCUAACCUUCGCGCUGACGAGGGCGCUCAUUACGACCAAAUUAUUGAGAUCAAUCUUGACGAGUUGAAGCCGAUGCUUAAUGGUCCAUUUACACCGGAUCUUGGCCAUAUCGCCGGCGCCGACAUGAAGGAAGCAUCAGAGAAGAAUGGAUGGCCCACGAAAUUGAGUGCUGGUCUGAUCGGCUCAUGUACUAAUUCAAGUUACGAGGAUAUGACUCGAUGCGCGGAUCUAGCCAAACAGGCCAAAGAGGCUGGUCUCAAGUUCAAGGUGCCAUAUUAUGUCACUCCCGGAUCAGAACAGGUGCGCGCUACUAUCGCCCGUGAUGGCAUCCUGGAUACGUUUUUAGAGGCUGGGGCUACAGUGCUCGCCAACGCUUGUGGCCCUUGCAUUGGCCAGUGGAACCGUACAGACAUGCCAAUGGGGCAAAAGAAUUCAAUCUUUACAUCGUACAACCGUAACUUUGCUAAGCGGGCUGAUGGUAAUCCAGCCACGCACAGUUUUGUGACGUCACCCGAAUUGGUAACCGUGAGCGCUAUUGCUGGCAUAACUACAUUCGACCCUGCUAAGGAUACGAUCAAGACAGCCGAUGGCAAGGACUUUAAGUUCACUGCCCCUUUCGGAAAGGAGCUUCCUCCUCGUGGCUUUGACCCCGGUGAGGAAACGUUCCAGGCCCCUCCACCAUCUGGCGAGGGUCUUGUUGUAGACGUUGACCCCAACAGCGAUCGUCUCGCUCUCUUGUCUGCAUUCGACGAGUGGAAUGGCGAAGAUCUAACAGAUAUGCCGGUUCUUAUCAAAGCGAAGGGCAAGUGCACCACUGACCACAUUAGUAUGGCUGGUCCCUGGUUGAAAUACCGUGGUCACCUGGACAAUAUCUCGAAUAAUCUGCUGAUCGGUGCCGAGAACGCCGAAACGGGCGAAACGAAUAGUGUAAAAAACCAGUUUACGGGCAAAUUCGACAAGGUACCUGCUGUGGCGCGCCAGUACAAAGCCAACGGCGUUAGCUGGGUUGUUAUUGGAGACGAAAAUUACGGUGAAGGCAGCUCUCGUGAGCAUGCUGCUCUGGAACCACGUCACCUCGGCGGCCGUGCUGUGAUUGUCAAGUCGUUUGCGCGUAUUCACGAGACAAACUUAAAAAAACAGGGUAUGUUGCCGCUGACGUUUGCGAACCCGGCAGACUACGACAAAAUUACGGGUAAUGACAAGGUGGCCAUUCUAGGCCUCAAGUCGUUUUCACCUGGCAAGCCUUUGACACUGCGUGUGACGCCAGCAUCUGGUGAAGCCCCUUUCGAUAUUACGGUGAAUCACACGUUCAACGAGGAGCAGAUCGCCUGGUUUAAGAAUGGUAGCGCAUUGAACUUGAUGAAAAAAAACAGUUUCUAA